Messenger RNA from Enhydra lutris kenyoni (northern sea otter), 2320 nucleotides. It is a transcript of the gene TROAP, whose product is annotated as trophinin associated protein. Bases 46 to 2205 code for a protein of 719 amino acids. The record is from RefSeq and is a predicted model, not a curated record. NCBI's taxonomy places the organism in Eukaryota, Metazoa, Chordata, Mammalia, Carnivora, Mustelidae. The transcript is spliced from 15 exons.
GUUGGGGGGGUGAGCCAAAGUGGUUCCGAGGAAGCUGUAGCAGUCAUGACUACCCUCCAGGCUACGAAGGAUCCUGUCCUCAGGGGUGUAUCUCCUACCCCUAGCAAGAUUCCCGUACGCUCUCAGAGACGCCCGCCUCUCCCCACAGUCAAACCCUGCGCCCUGGACCAGGAGAACCAAGAUCCAAAGAGAUUGGUGCAGAAGCCCAACCUCGACUCAGCAGGCCCCGGGCCGAAAGUCACACAUCAAACAGAGAAAUCAGAGAGAUCGGUGGGGAGCACUCAGCUCCGGAACCCCUUGGAGGAACUGAGGCCUAGCCCUGGGGGACAAAAUGCGGGGCCUAGGCACCCUCCCCAGACAGAGGCUCCAGGGACUGUAGAGUUUGUGGCCGACCCCGCAGCCCUGGCCACCAUCCUGUCAGGUGAGGGGGUGAAAAGCUGUCGCCUGGGGCGCCAGCCCAGUCUGGCUCAGAGAGUCCUGAUUCGAGGGAGCCAGGGAGGCACCACCCGUAGGGGCCAGGGUGCCCGCGCCUCUGCAUAUUUAGCCCCUAGAACCCCUGCCCACCGACUGGACCCUGCCAGGGCUUCCUGCUUCUCGAGGCUGGAGGGACCAGGACCCCGUGGCCGGACCUUGUGUUCUCAGAGGCUAGAGGCCCUGAUUCCACCUUCAGGACCUUCCUUUCACCCCUCUGCUCACCCCAGUUUCCAGGAGCUAAGAAGAGUGACAGGUGGCAGCAGCCGGACUUCAGUGAGCCAGACCUCAGGAUUGCUCCUGGAGACCCCAGUCCCGCCUGCUCCCUCUCUCCCUGAAGGAGAACAUGAAGUUGUUACUCGCUCAGAUGAAGGAGGAGGGGGCCCCCUAGGUCUGGCCCAGCGGGUACCAUUAAGAGAGAUAACCCACACCAGGGACAACAGUGCCUCCCACCUGAUAUCCUCCCCUGGCCGAGUGGUGCCACCGUCCAUCACCCACCCAUCACCCUUUGGACGGGCUCAGCGCAUACCCUCUCCUGGCCCCUCAGCUCCAGUUUGUAUCCACCACUCCAGAGGGUGGGGGGCUUGCUGGCCCUCAUAUUCGGUUUUGAGGCGCCUUGCCAUUCGUCCCAAAACCCAGUUCACACCCAUCCGAGCGGCCCCUAGGGUUCAGCAGGCCCAGGGUUUGAGCGGCCUCUCCCCUCAGUCAUGCCCUGAAGAGCCUGCCCUGCCCUGGGAGCAGAUUGCAGUCCGGUUAUUUGACCAGGAGAGUUGUACAAGGGUGCAGGAGGGGCCUGGGAAACCCCCUGUGGCAGCUUCUGACCCUAGUACACCUGCCACGCUCCAGGAGCUGAAGAUGCAGCGCAUCAGUAUCCUGCAGGAGUUGUUGCGACAAGAGGUGGAAGGGCUGGCUGGGGGCAAGUGUGCCCCCCUUAAUGGAGGUUCCUCUCUGGAAAUGGUUGAACUUCAGCCCCUUCUGGCUGAGAUUUCUAGAACCCGGAAUGCCCCAGAGCAGAAUUCGGGGGCCUUACACCUUCCUGGACUGUUCCAGCGCCCUGGGCUACCAGAGCCCUGUGUUCCAGAGGAGUGUGGGGAAGCGCAGCCCUGCCCAGGAGCAAAGCCGGAGGCAGCUCAGCCCUGCCUUGCAGCAGAGCCAGAGUCCCCAGAGUCCAGCCAUAGCAGGGAGCCUGAGAUACCAGAACCCUCUGUCCAGGAACAGCCUGUGAUAUCAGAGCCCUGCCCUCCAGUAGAGCCCGGACACCUGCAGGCUGACUCCCAUAGGCACGCUGGACUCCUAGAGCCCUCCCCUAGGAUAGAGCCUGGGGCAUCCGAGGCCUGCUUCCCGGAACCAAGUCUGGAGUCCAGCCCACAGCCCUGCCGCAGUCAGUGGGCUCCAGAGACCACCACCCUGAUCUUCUCCUCCCAGCACCCACUUUGUGCCAGCCCCCCUAUUCACUCACUCCAGUCUCUGAGACCCCCAACAGGCCAGGCAGGUCCCAGCAGUCUCGCCCCUCGAACCCUGGCCCUGAGGCAGCGCCUUAAAGCAUGUCUGACCGCCAUCCACUGCUUCCAUGAGGCCCGCCUGGAUGAUGAAUGUGCCUUCUACACCAGCCGAGCCCCGCCCUCAGGAUCCUCCCGGGUCUGCACCAACCCUGUGGCCACAUUACUUGAAUGGCAGGAUGCCCUGUGUUUUAUUCCAGUUGGUUCUGCUGCCCCACAGGACUCUCUGUCAUGAUGCAUCCACCUCCUGCCCUGCCUUGCUCCUUGCUCCUUUUAGCCCUUAUUUAUUGUCCACCCCGUGAGACUGGGAGCCCAUUCCCUUUAUUCUUCAAUAAAGUUUCUUAAUUGUC